GUUCCUUAUAUAUCAAUCCUGUUGAAAUCUCCAAUGUAACAUACAAAAAUAUUAUAAAAGAUAAAAUUAAAUGUAAUUUUCAAAUUGUCUUUAAAUUCUGUUUCUAGAAAUUACAGCUAUGUUCACACGUACAUUACAAUUAUCUUCAGAGUUACACAGAGCUACGUUCACAGUGUGAUUCCAGUUUUGUUGUUGCACUGUUCUGUUAUGUACAAAGUUAUGUUAUUUGUGAAGUAGACAUUUCUUUCCUUUUUUUUUAAAGAAACUUUGCAACUUAUGAUCCAGUGUAAGGAAAAAGUAAAUAGAUAAUUAAUACAACUCUACCUCGCAUACUCGAUUUCAAUAUUUACGUUUGUUUACACAUCUUUGAGGUUAUACACUCCCGGUACUUACAAACUGUUUUGUUAAACUUUAUAGUCAUUGUAUUUUAAUAAGUUCAAUUGUUCAAUGACUUAUUAUGAUUAAAUUUAUAAUUAUCAAAAGACAAUAAUAAUGGAGCAGCUACAAACUGCACUGACAGCGAUUAAAGUACUACGAUCUAGUGUUGGUCAAGUGUUUGAUGCUCUUGGAAAUGGUAUACGAGCUGAUCAUGGUGAAGAAAAUAAAGAAAAUAAAUAUUUAAUUGAACUGCAAGAACUUUUAACAACUGUCAGUGUCAAUUUAAGAGAUGUGGAACAAAGUGUAAGUAGUUUGAAUCCACCACCUGGACCAUUUAAUUUAGGAAGUACCGCAUAUUUAAGUCAAGAAACUACGCAAGAAAGACAAGCAUUGUAUAGCACUCUUGUUAAUAGUCACAAGUGGACUGAUAAGGUCCAUGAAUAUAGUAAUAUUGCUCAAAGGGUCCUAAGUCAAAAUUCUUUGAAGAGGUCUUACAUUAACUCUAGUAGAGCAAAGAGAGGCAGAGUUCAAACAAGUAAUCAUAAUGUUCCUCAACAGCAAGUGGAUUCGAUGAUAGCCACAUUUGAUAGACUUUUUAAUGACAUGACGGUAUCUGUGUCCAGACCGUUUGCGUCAAAUGCAGUAUUGCAUGUUACUCUGGGACAUGUUUUAAAAGGUGUAAUAGCAUUUAAAGGUUUAAUGAUUGAAUGGGUAGUGGUGAAAGGUUACGGGGAAACAAUGGAUUUGUGGACAGAAUCAAGGCAUAAAGUUUUUAGGAAAGUAACAGAAAAUGCUCAUGCUGCAAUGUUACACUUUUAUUCACCAGCACUACCUGAAUUAGCUGUUCGAUCGUUCGUGACAUGGUUUCAUAGUCUAAAUAAUUUAUUCAGCGAUCCUUGCAAACGUUGUGGUUUGCACUUACAUAGUGCUUUACCCCCAACUUGGAGAGAUUUUCGAACUUUAGAACCCUAUCAUCAAGAAUGUAAACCAUAAUUAUUUAUGUCAGAGAUUCGUAUAUUUAAUUGUAUAUUUAUUACAUAAUGUAAUUUUGAUGAAUAAAAAAGAUGAAAAAUGAA
Messenger RNA from Megalopta genalis, 1454 nucleotides. It is a transcript of the gene MED27, whose product is annotated as mediator complex subunit 27. Gene Ontology annotation, biological process: regulation of transcription by RNA polymerase II. The record is from RefSeq and is a predicted model, not a curated record. Gene Ontology annotation, molecular function: transcription coactivator activity. Gene Ontology annotation, cellular component: mediator complex. NCBI's taxonomy places the organism in Eukaryota, Metazoa, Arthropoda, Insecta, Hymenoptera, Halictidae.